Phialemonium atrogriseum is the source of this 5865-nucleotide messenger RNA. Its product is annotated as putative beta-glucan synthase. Lineage: Eukaryota; Fungi; Ascomycota; Sordariomycetes; Cephalothecales; Cephalothecaceae. The transcript has 3 exons. Gene Ontology annotation, molecular function: 1,3-beta-D-glucan synthase activity. Gene Ontology annotation, biological process: (1->3)-beta-D-glucan biosynthetic process; fungal-type cell wall polysaccharide biosynthetic process. Gene Ontology annotation, cellular component: 1,3-beta-D-glucan synthase complex; plasma membrane. The record is from RefSeq and is a predicted model, not a curated record. The coding region runs from base 1 to 5865 and encodes 1954 amino acids.
AUGUCCGGAUAUCCCGGUCACCACGAUUACGAUGAUGGCUACGGCCAUCAUCAGGGGAACACGGAUUCCUAUUACCAGGAUGACCAGCAGCAGUACUACGACUCGAACGGCUACGGUGCCCCAGGUGCCCACGGCGCCCAGGCCGCCCACGGCGCCCAGGCCGCCCACGGUGGUCAUGGUGCCCACGGUGCUCAGCCCGGAGGCGAUGGAUACUACGAUGAGUCUGGCUACUACAAUGCCGACCCUAAUGACCCAAAUCACCAAGAUGGCGGGUACUAUGACAACCACGACCAGUACCAGGAUGGCUACUAUGACAACGGUUAUUACGACCAAGGCUACGACCAGGGCAAUAACCGAGCCCGACGUGGGGGUUCAGAAGAAGACUCGGAGACGUUCAGCGACUUCACCAUGAGGUCGGACAUGGCUCGAGCUGCCGAUAUGGACUAUUACGGCCGGGGUGACGAGCGUUACAACAGCUACAACGAUGGACAGCCCGGUGGAAGAGGCUACCGACCACCGUCAUCUCAGAUUUCAUACGGCGGCAAUCGCUCUUCCGGCGCCUCCACCCCAAACUAUGGUAUGGAUUACGGGAACGUCCUGCCUGCUGGUCAGCGCUCGCGUGAACCCUACCCGGCUUGGACUUCUGAUGCUCAGAUCCCCUUGUCCAAGGAGGAAGUAGAGGACAUAUUCCUUGACCUGACGGCCAAAUUUGGUUUCCAGAGAGACAGCAUGCGGAACAUGUACGACCACCUCAUGACUCUACUCGACUCGAGAGCCUCGCGCAUGACUCCCAAUCAGGCACUGCUCUCGAUCCAUGCCGAUUACAUUGGUGGAGACAACGCAAACUACCGGAAAUGGUACUUUGCCGCCCAUCUCGACCUCGAUGAUGCCGUUGGUUUCGCCAACAUGAAGGGCAAGGGCUUGCGUCGGAGCCGGAAGAACAAGAAGAACAAGAAGAAGGAGAACGCGAAUGACGAGCAGGCGUUGGAGGAUCUUGAGGGCGACGACUCUCUGGAAGCUGCCGAGUUCCGCUGGAAGACGCGUAUGAACCGCAUGUCCCAGCAUGACCGUAUACGGCAGAUCGCCCUUUACCUGCUCUGCUGGGGUGAGGCGAAUCAAGUUCGCUUCAUGCCCGAGUGCUUGUGCUUCAUCUUCAAGUGCGCCGACGACUUCCUCAACUCUCCCACCUGCCAGAACAUGGUGGAACCAGUCGACGAGUUUACCUUCCUCAACAACGUCAUCACUCCCCUCUACCAGUACAUCAGGGACCAGGGUUACGAGAUUCUUGACGGCGUCUAUGUCCGGCGUGAGAGGGAUCACAACCAGAUCAUUGGUUAUGAUGACUGCAACCAGUUGUUCUGGUAUCCCGAGGGUAUCGAGCGCAUCGUUCUCCAGGAUAAGACCAAGCUCGUUGAGAUUCCACCCGCUGAGCGCUACCUGAAGCUCCAGGACGUCAACUGGAAGAAGUGCUUCUUCAAGACGUACAAGGAAACCCGCUCCUGGUUCCAUCUCCUUGUCAACUUCAACAGAAUCUGGAUCAUCCACUUGACCAUGUUCUGGUUCUACACCGCUCACAACGCGCCCAGCUUACUCGUGAAGAACUACGAGCAGCAGGUCAACCAGUCGCCUCCCGCAUCCGCCCAAUGGUCCAUCGUCGGUUUCGGUGGAGGCAUUGCCGCCCUCAUCCAGGUCCUCGCCACGGUGGCUGAAUGGGCCUAUGUUCCCCGUAAGUGGGCGGGCGCUCAGCACCUGACAAAACGUCUGCUCUUCUUGAUCGUCAUCUUCAUCAUCAACGUCGGCCCGGGCGUUUACGUCUUCAUGCCGGAGAAGGAUGACGAGGCAUUCGAGGCAAAGCAGAGGAGCCAGGUCGCCAAAAUUCUCGGCAUCGUGCAGUUCUUCAUUGCCCUCGUCACCUUCGUCUUUUUCUCCGUCAUGCCCCUGGGUGGUCUGUUCGGCAGCUAUCUCACCAAGAACUCGCGGAGAUAUGUUGCCAGUCAGACCUUCACGGCAAGCUACCCUCGUCUCCGAGGUAAUGACAUGAUGAUGUCCUACGGCCUCUGGAUCACCGUGUUUGGUGCCAAGUUCGGAGAAUCCUACGUCUACCUGACUCUGUCUUUCCGUGACCCGAUCAGGUAUCUCGCCAUGAUGAAAACCGACAGCUGCCUAGGCGAUACGAUCGUGAAGCAAUAUCUAUGCAAAUAUCAUCCUCAGAUUCUUCUUGGACUGAUGACCUUCACCGACAUGAUCUUCUUCUUCCUCGAUACUUACCUCUGGUAUGUUCUGACCAACACGGUCUUCUCGAUCGCCCGGUCCUUCUACCUUGGUUCGUCCAUUUGGACGCCGUGGAGGAACAUCUUCUCGCGUCUGCCCAAGCGCAUCUACUCCAAAAUCUUGGCCACGACGGACAUGGAGAUUAAGUACAAACCCAAGGUCCUGAUCUCCCAGAUCUGGAAUGCCAUCGUCAUCUCCAUGUACCGCGAGCAUCUCCUGGCCAUCGACCACGUCCAGAAGCUUCUGUAUCACCAGGUCCCAUCCGAGCAGGAGGGUAAGCGCACUCUUCGCGCGCCGACCUUCUUCGUGUCCCAGGAGGACCACUCGUUCAAGACCGAGUUCUUCCCGUCCCAUAGCGAAGCCGAGCGCAGAAUAUCGUUCUUCGCACAGUCGCUGUCCACCCCGAUCCCAGAGCCCCUACCGGUGGACAACAUGCCCACCUUCACAGUCAUGAUUCCUCACUACAGCGAGAAGAUCCUCCUAUCGCUGCGCGAAAUCAUCCGCGAGGACGAGCCGUACUCCCGUGUUACUCUUCUGGAAUAUCUGAAGCAGCUGCACCCCCAUGAGUGGGACUGCUUCGUCAAGGACACCAAAAUCCUGGCCGACGAGACGUCUCAGUUCAAUGGCGAUGAGAAGAACGAGAAGGACACGGCGAAGAGCAAGAUCGACGAUCUCCCCUUCUACUGCAUUGGCUUCAAGUCGUCUGCUCCCGAAUACACUCUCCGUACCCGUAUCUGGGCCUCGCUGCGUUCCCAGACCCUCUACCGCACCGUCUCCGGUUUCAUGAACUACAGCCGUGCCAUCAAGCUACUCUACCGCGUGGAGAACCCCGAAGUCGUGCAGAUGUUUGGCGGCAACUCAGACAAGCUGGAGCGUGAGCUGGAGCGCAUGGCCCGCCGCAAGUUCAAGCUCGUCGUCUCGAUGCAGCGCUAUGCCAAGUUCAAGAAAGAGGAGAUGGAGAACGCCGAAUUCUUGCUCAGGGCGUACCCGGACCUGCAAAUCGCCUAUCUUGACGAGGAGCCGCCCCUGGUCGAGGGUGAGGAACCCCGCCUGUACUCGGCACUGAUUGACGGCCACUCGGAAAUCAUGGAGAACGGCAUGAGGCGGCCCAAAUUCCGCGUCCAGCUCUCUGGCAACCCAGUCCUCGGCGACGGCAAGUCGGAUAACCAGAACCACGCGCUCAUCUUCUAUCGUGGCGAAUACAUCCAGCUCAUCGAUGCCAACCAGGACAACUAUCUCGAGGAGUGUCUCAAGAUCCGCAGCGUGCUUGCCGAAUUCGAGGAGAUGAAGGCAGAAACCGCCUCUCCCUACACGCCCGGCGUGAAGAACGCGGUCAAGGCCCCUGUGGCCAUUCUCGGCGCUCGCGAAUACAUCUUCUCGGAGAAUAUUGGUAUCCUCGGUGAUGUUGCUGCUGGUAAGGAACAGACUUUCGGCACCCUCUUCGCCAGGACUCUCGCCCAGAUUGGCGGCAAGCUGCACUAUGGCCAUCCCGAUUUCCUCAACGGCAUCUUCAUGACCACUCGCGGUGGUGUCUCGAAGGCGCAGAAGGGCUUGCAUCUGAACGAAGACAUCUACGCCGGCAUGACCGCCGUCCUACGUGGCGGCCGCAUCAAGCAUUGCGAGUACUACCAGUGUGGCAAGGGUCGUGAUCUCGGCUUUGGCUCCAUUCUCAACUUCACCACCAAGAUCGGCACCGGCAUGGGCGAACAGAUGCUUUCCAGAGAAUACUACUACCUCGGGACCCAGUUGCCACUGGAUCGAUUCCUGUCGUUCUACUAUGCCCACCCUGGCUUCCACCUGAACAACAUGUUCAUCAUGCUUUCGGUGCAGCUGUUCAUGAUCACCCUGAUCAACCUGGGAGCCCUGCGGCACGAGACGAUCCCCUGCGACUACAACCGCAAUGUUCCCAUCACCGACCCCUUGUACCCGACCGGCUGCCAGAACACUGAUUCGAUAAUGGAUUGGGUCUAUCGAUGCGUCCUGUCCAUCUUCUUCGUCUUCUUCCUGUCCUACGUACCUCUCAUCGUCCAGGAACUGACCGAGCGUGGCUUGUUCCGCGCCGCCACUCGAUUCCUGAAGCAGUUCUUCUCCCUCUCGCCAUUCUUUGAGGUCUUCGUGUGCCAGAUCUACGCCAACUCGGUGCAGCAGGAUCUCUCGUUUGGCGGAGCCAGGUACAUCGGCACCGGUCGUGGCUUCGCCACGGCUCGCAUCCCCUUCGGCGUCUUGUACUCGCGCUUUGCUGGGCCGUCCAUCUACUUUGGAGCUCGCCUGCUCAUGAUGUUGCUCUUUGCCACCUUGACUGUCUGGCAGGCCUCGCUGACGUACUUCUACAUCUCCCUCCUCGCCCUCGUCAUCUCGCCCUUCUUCUUCAACCCUCAUCAGUUUGCCUGGAAUGAUUUCUUCAUCGACUACCGCGACUUCCUGCGGUGGCUGUCCCGUGGCAAUUCGCGGUCGCAUGCCUCGUCGUGGAUCGCCUUCUGUCGCCUGUCUCGGACACGGAUCACCGGCUACAAGCGCAAGGCUCUAGGAGACCCGUCCAGCAAGCUCUCUGCCGAUGUGCCACGCGCUGCCAUCACCAACAUCGUGUGGGGGGAGAUCAUCACACCGCUGCUGCUUGUCGCCCUGACCCUGAUCCCUUAUCUGUUCAUCAAUGCGCAGACUGGCGUUGACGGCCCCAAUAAUCACAACGACCCCGAUGCUAAGCCUACUGCAUCGCUUCUGAGAAUCGGCAUUAUAGCCUUCGGGCCCAUUGCCGUCAACGCCGGUGUUCUGGCAGCGUUCUUCGGCAUGGCUUGCUGCAUGGGCCCGCUCCUCAGCAUGUGCUGCAAGAAAUUCGGCAGCGUCCUCGCCGCCAUUGCCCACGGCAUUGCCGUGGUCAUGCUCCUGGUUUUCUUCGAAGUCCUGUUCUUCCUCGAGGGGUUCAAUUUCACAAAGACUUUCCUGGGCAUGAUUGCGGUAGUUGCUAUCCAGCGAUUCGUCUUCAAGCUGAUCAUCUCGCUCAGUCUCACGAGGGAGUUCAAGACGGAUCAGUCCAAUAUCGCCUUCUGGACCGGCAAGUGGUAUUCCAUGGGCUGGCAUUCCGUCUCGCAGCCUGCUCGAGAAUACCUCUGCAAGAUCACUGAACUGAGCAUGUUCGCGGCCGACUUUAUUCUCGGACACGUUCUCCUGUUCAUCAUGCUGCCGGUCAUUGUCAUCCCUCAGGUUGACAAGCUGCAUUCCAUGAUACUCUUCUGGCUCCGACCUAGCCGCCAAAUCCGACCGCCAAUCUACUCAAUGAAGCAGUCGAAGCUAAGGCGGAGACGAGUCUUCCGCUAUGCCAUCCUUUACUUCGUCAUGUUGGUUGUAUUUGUGGGGUUGAUUGUCGGACCGAUCGUUGCCGGCAAGCAUAUUCCUGCUAGUAUCACCGACAGCCUGAGCUCCACCAGCCUCGUCCAGCCCACGGGUCAGGACAAUGAUGACACGAUAGGCACGGAAGAGACGGGUGUUCGUGCUGACGGCUAUACGGGCGCCGGCCUGAAGACGAUGACAGCGACGGCGGACUCUGCACGGAAGACGAAGUCAUCUUCAGACAACGAUCGACUCCGCCUUUUCUAG